This is a messenger RNA of Stomoxys calcitrans (stable fly), 4409 nucleotides long. RefSeq names its product E3 ubiquitin-protein ligase lubel. Gene Ontology annotation, molecular function: ubiquitin protein ligase activity; linear polyubiquitin binding; K63-linked polyubiquitin modification-dependent protein binding. The transcript is spliced from 15 exons. Gene Ontology annotation, cellular component: LUBAC complex. The record is from RefSeq and is a predicted model, not a curated record. Lineage: Eukaryota; Metazoa; Arthropoda; Insecta; Diptera; Muscidae. Bases 381 to 4328 code for a protein of 1315 amino acids. Gene Ontology annotation, biological process: protein linear polyubiquitination.
AAAGAUUUGAAUUUGAAUUUUAGUUUGUGAGCAGCAGUUAAACGAUUUAGACGAACAUACACCGAUCGUGCGAAUAGAAGAGGCAAAUGAAAAACGUCUCAGACGACACAUUAAUUUUGUGAACGGUGGCACGCGAGUUAUGUAAGAAACACUACAAUUUAGGCCGAAAUACAUUAAAACUAAGCAAAUAAGGAAAAAACAUAAGCAACUUUUUUUUUUGUAAAAACAAAGUCUAAAGUCCUAUAAAAAGAAGUUAAAGAAGCAGUCAAGAAAAACAAAUCGAUCAUAACGAUAACAACGAAAUCAACGAUAAAUGCAUAUAAAGGAAGUCGGUUAACAAAAAAUCUAAAAGAAAUUCAGAAAAAAAUCAAAGAUCGGAAAUGGCCUUACAAGCAAAUAAUAGAAAUCUAUUAAUGCGCAAUGAACGCACCAUGCCAGCCUGGGUGACAGAGCAAAGUGGUCGAAUAGGGCCCAAACCGCCACCACUGCCACCAGGGGCCACGGAAAAUGGUCAUGCCUCACCUCAAAAGCAGCCAGCAUUGCCGCCCAAAAAUUCAGCCCCACCAGAGCCGGAUUAUGAAGUGAUUGAGUUCUCUAAUCAGCAAUACUCCAAUGCCCCCUUAAGGCCUUCCUCGGCCAGUUCGGGUUCCAAGACACCAGAUACCAAGCUCAAGUGCACUCUUUGUGGUUCCGGCAAUCCUUGGGUCAUGUGCGAGGAAUGCUCAAAGCAAAUCUUUUGUGCCUCUUGCGAUGACAUGUUCCACAAGCAUCCCAAACGCAAAACACAUCAAAGAAAGGCUUUGGAGCAAAGCAUUCCCCCUUUACCACCCAAACUAGUGCCCGGCCAACCUGGUCCCACACCGCCAGUGGCCCCUCCACGACGCAAUAAACGUGGUUUCAUGACUCCGCUCAUGCAGCGCAAGGAUCAGGUGAAUUCAUCAGCUGGGGGUCAUUUUGGGGCGGUGCCCCCUUCGCCCACACCUUCCAUGAGAAAUAGCUCUUGGCAUGAUCGUGUGGGCUCCUUGAAAAGGGGUCUGAGUAUGAGUAUUCUCAAUCGCCCACUGCCGGAGACACCCAAGACACCCACCACUCCCAGUGAGUCUUCACGUUGUACAACUCCCAAGUCGGCCUUUGACAAUAUACAGCGGCCACCCUCAGUGGUCUUGGAAAAGAUCAAGAAUAAGGCAAGCGCCACUCUGGAUCGCAUGCAGUUACUGCAACAACGUUAUCGCCAGCAGAAAGAGCAAAUGGAAAGAGAGCGCAGUGGAUCCAUUAAUGAUCAGAAUCUCACCGCAUUUGAUCAGUGGUCAAGCAUUUCACCAUCGCCCUCACAUUUUCGUUCUGGCAGCAUGUCAUCUGGUAUCAACUCAUCCCAUCUAGAUCUAACGGACGAUUCAAGUUUCAAUUUGUUCCAUCAGCGCCAAAUGGCCUUGCAGCAUCACAAGGCAGCCGCCCAAAGGGCCAAUCAAUUGGGUCAGCGCGGCAUGUCCUCCUCGGUCUUCAAUUUGAAUCAGCCGAAUCGCAAGCCACCGCCAAUGAACAAUGGAUGGAUGCAGAAUCCCAUGCAACAGGCUCAGUCUAUGGCCCAAUUGAAUUGUUCCAAUUGCGGCCCAUCUCCACAAAACCCUUGGGGAGCUCCUCAACACAUGCAUAUGACUCAUGAUCCCUGGAGCAACCAGUUAAGCUCACAGCAACAAUUGAAUCGCUCCAAUCUAUCCUUGAAUGUGGGUCCCGGUUACAUGAUGCCCCACCAGCACCACAAUGGUAUGUAUCCUCCGCCGGUGUUUAUGACGCAGCGUGGAGUUAUGGGUCAAAUGUAUCCCCAAGGCUAUAUGGGAGGUAUGCCUGUUAUGAAUCCAGGCUUGGCUGGUAUGCCUCCUUCUGUCUCAAGAGCAGCUUCCCGCGCCGGUUCACGCAUGGGUUCGCCCGCUUUAAGCCGCAAAUCAGUGACACUUAGAAGAAAACAACGCUCCAGCUAUCGCGAUGAUGAGGGCACCGAUGACGAAGACUCCGAUGAGGAUGAUCGACGUUCCAUGGUCUCAAAUCGUUCGGCCAUGUCCAGAAGCCGCCAACGGCGUAUGUCUAGUGCCUCACAAAUACAAAUGGAUGAAGAUGUGGCCGAUAGUUCGAGCCAGCAAAGGUCACGUGUGCGCAGCCAACGCCGGGAUUCCAUAGCCAAGUCGGUGCACAAUGAUUGGGCGCCUGGCAGAAAACCUUCCACCAACAAUCGUUCGGUGGACUCCGGCUUCAAUAGUCCCAGAAAGCCCUCACGCAUAUAUUCCGAUCUGGAUUCAGAGGGUUCGGGCACCAGAGCUUUGGUUCAAGCCAAAAUAGAGCAAAAGCUGAAGGAAGAGUCCAUGAAGCAACAAAAACAAGGCAAAAGCAAACAAAAGCAGGAGAAGCCAGAAAAACCCAAGCAAACUACAUCAGUGCAGACAGCAGCAGCAGCAGCAAGUAAAACGAAAGCGGCAAAACAGCAAGUUGAGAAGGUGGUGGAAAAGGAAAAAACUCCUACAGCCAGUGAAUCCGAAGAGGAGGAAGAAGAAGAGAUGCAGCAAGAGCAGAAGCAAGAAGAAAAGAAAGUCCCUCAACAGCCGGAGGAAGAAAGCCUGGAGGAAAGUGAAGCUGAAGAAACCAAAGAUCAAGAAACCCAACCCCAACAAAAUGGCCAUGCCACUCCGGAGCAUGAGGCAGGAGCCACCGAAGAUGAAGAUGCUGUUCUAUUGGGCCCACCACCCUCUACUCCCGAUCAGGAAUGGGAAUGUGAAUUUUGUACCUUUGUCAAUGAGCCCAAUACCAAAAUCUGCAUCAUCUGCUGUAAGACACCCAGCAAACCCCCCAAACUUGUGGGCAAAGCAGUCUCACCACCACCUAAACAAGAGAAGCCUGCUGACAAGGGCAGUGAAAGUGGUACGACCAAGAAAGAAACUCCCAGUGUUAAAGGAACCUCCAAGACCACUAAAAAGACACAAUCAUCAGCAUCGACAUCCCUAAAUGUUUCAUCCACUUCAUCUUCCAAUGUUGUUGUUGUUGACUCAUCUGAAAACUCAGAGACCCCACAAAGCACCACAAAGACACUCAAAAAGAAAGAAUCCUUGGAGGAUAUAUGGGCAACCUUGGAUGAGAACAUUCAGACCACCGCCAGUGAGGUAACACGCAAGGCUGAGACAACAACGACGCAGAAGUCAGCCCCAACCAAGGUUUCCACUGGCUGUGGUACCUCCACAAAGUCCCCCAGUGUGGAACGUCCGCAAGAAGAGCCUAUCAACAAAACUCAGGCCCGAGAAAUUGGCACUUCGCCACCACCACCACAAACAAUUUCCACACAAACCUAUGAGCCCUUGCCCUUAAGAAAAUCUGAGACAAAGGAAGAAUCUCCCUUGCCAAAUGGGACAAGAGCCCCACCUAAUCAUGACUCCUUGCAGCCCCACAAUUUCCCUCCAACCAACAAAAUUCAAGAUUUGAAAUCCUUUGAAACGGAAGUCCUUCAGAACAUUCAUAAUAUCUCCCACAUACCUUCGCCCUAUCAAUAUCAGCCGUUGCCCCAGCAGCACAAUCAUCAUCACCAACAAUCGUACUAUGCCCCCCAAGAUCGUCAUCAGCGGUAUCGCAGUAACAACGAUUUGCGCAUGGAUGAUGCCAUGUCCUUGGAUUAUGAUUCCUACAAUGGAAUGGGCGGCAUGGGUGGCAUGGGUAGACGCCAUCCUUCCAUAAGUGAACUUUUGCUGCUACAAAGAACGUCAUCUCAAAUGCAUUCCCCCCUGACUGGCAGUAGCUAUGAUCUCUCAUACCGUCACAAUGGCAUGGAUAAUCACAAAGAAUCCGAUCUCUACAAAUACACCACAGAGGAGUUGAAUGCAGCCUUAAAGUACUGUGGACCCGACAUGCAUCCCUUGGUAUGGUUGCGUGACAACUGGCCCAAGCUCAUACAAACAGUGCAAAGUUUGGCCACCAAAUAUGGCCAGGAAAGGGCCGAGAACACCAUAGGCACCAUAUCCCAAAUGGAAGCCCGCGAAGCCUUGCGUCUGCACACCGGCAACAUUUGGCAAGCCGUCUCCGAGUGCAUAGAACAAAGGCAACGCAAGUAUAGAGAAAUUUCCAGCAGAGGCAAUUUCUCGCGCGAGGAUGUGGUCACCGCCUUGACCACGCAUCAAGGCAAUGUGGAAGCGGCUCUGCUCGAUUUGGGCCGCACCCAAUUGAAGCCCUUUCUCAUGCGCAUUUGGGGUUCGCCGGGAGGUGUAGAAAACGAAAGCGGAGCCAUCAUGUUGCCACCUGCCUCACCGCAAUCACCGCUUAACGAGCCAUAUGCCAUGGAUAAAGCUCUUUAACGUCUAUUUCGUUCUUUUCCUUUUUCUCAUUUUUAGACAUUCAUAAUUUCCUCAGUGCCAAUGCUUCUGAUUGCAUGCAAA